UGUCUUGCGUAUAUCUUGUGGCUUGGUCUCUUACUCAGAUGGCAUACCAAUUCAAUCUAUUCAGUCAAUCUUUUUCUUGCGAUCUUUCUUAGCAACAUUCUAGCCCAAGUCUAACCGGCCUUAUUAUUACCACAACACUUACUUCUGUACUGUCUUAGCAUUUCUUGUCUAAUUCCACGGCCGUACUCCUGGGCAAGCUAGUCUCUGCACCUACUCUAUUUCCUUGUCGGAUCAUCUGUAGGCGUUGAUCGUCGGCACUUCUUCCCCACAACUACAUCUUCCUGUGGGUCUUCCUGCCACCUACAUAAGGUACCCGGACUUCCUUGGAUUCCGGAUCAUCAUCAGCUUCAGCAUCUUUUCGCAACUACCACACUCUUUUCUGGUUCUCGGCAACUUAUCGCAACAAGUCUCUUCAACAUGCUUUUCAAGUCCCUCCUCUUCGCCUCCACGGCCUCCGCCACAUGCCUUCACGGCCUCUCGAUGUUCAAGCGCGCCGCUGGCAGCGAGAAUGGUACUGUCGAGGUCAACACCUUCGGUUACGGCCCUGAAAAUGGUCCGUUCAACUGGGCCUCGCUUGCUCCUGAGAACGAAGCCUGCAGGACCGGCACCAACCAGUCUCCCAUCAACAUCGAUGCCAGCAUUGGCGCAGCUUCCGCCCGCCCAGUUGUGGACAUUCCCGACCAGUCGGUGGAGUUUGAGAACCUUGGAACGACCAUCGAGGUCAUUGUCAACGGCACGACCUCCUUCGCUGGAACAGACUUCCGUCUCGUUCAGUUCCACAUGCACACUCCCUCUGAGCACCACAUCAACGACGAGUUCUACCCGCUCGAAGUCCACAUGGUCCACCAGGGCGUCCUCGACAACACCAAGCUUGCCGUCAUCGCACUGAUGUUCCAAACCACCAUCGGUGACGGUCUUGACUUCAGCAGCGUCAUCAACAAGGUCGCCACCUCCGACAUCCUCCAGUACUCUGGAUCGCUGACCACACCUCCCUGCGCCGAGGGUGUCACUUUCCUCAUCGUCAAGGACCCCCUCGACAUCGGCGUCGCUGACUUCAACGCCAUCAAGAGCAUUGUCAAGUUCAACUCCCGCUUCAUCCAGAACACAAUCGGUGGCGAGAACAUCUUGGAGAUUGGUGCCAACAGCGGCUCCGUCCUGAACGCUACCAAAUAAGUGCGAGGUGCGAGGUCGUGAACCAGUUGUUGUGUGGCAUAGCGAGGAGUGAGGCGUGUUGGCGAGAAGAGACCGCAGUCGUUUCUGAUUUUAGAUUACCGUUAUAUCAAUUCACUUUACUUCAACAUUUGAACAGAGAUCGCAUUCAUUGUGCCGACGUUGAAAGUUCUUUUGUGACGUUCACCGCUGAUACAGGAGUGGUUUGAUCCGCCCGGAUCGGCGGGGUAACAGCACCACUUUCAUCGGAGGCAAUGACAGUUCGGGUUCCCGGGGUCGAAGAGGUUAGACCUGCAGUUCUUUUCGCGUGUGUCUCAGGUUGGGGUGUUCGAUCCUGCGACUCUGAGUCGUGCUUUCAUUGGUGACUGGGCAGUAUCUGUAGCCCCACUUUGCCUUCCACAUGAGACUGAUCUUCGCCCUGGGUUGGUAGAGG
Boeremia exigua is the source of this 1603-nucleotide messenger RNA. RefSeq names its product alpha carbonic anhydrase. The transcript is spliced from 4 exons. The record is from RefSeq and is a predicted model, not a curated record. The coding region runs from base 418 to 1173 and encodes 251 amino acids. Gene Ontology annotation, molecular function: zinc ion binding; carbonate dehydratase activity. NCBI's taxonomy places the organism in Eukaryota, Fungi, Ascomycota, Dothideomycetes, Pleosporales, Didymellaceae.